GCUUCCCCUCUUUUCAAACGUCAAACUCCCGAAAUUGUGUUUGCAUUCGUAGGACGAUCCCCAAAUUUUUGCAAAUUUCUACAAUUAAAAUUAAAUUUUCAACAUGACUCACAUGGUUACAAUGGAAAAUGGCACCAGCCAAACAAUUUCCGAAAUGCUCGGUUGCAUUGAAAGAUACAACCCCGAUCAUUUAAAGACAUUGGAGAGCUACAUCGAGGAACAAGCAAAAAAUAACACCUACGAUUUGGAAGCCAAUUUGGCUGUUCUCAAAUUGUAUCAAUUCAAUCAGCAUAUGUUAAAUAUUGACAUUACCAGAACGAUUCUCUUGAAAUCGCUCACAAAUCUUCCACACACUGAUUUUGUUAUGGCCAAGUGUUUGCUACUGCCACAACAAGUCAAAGACGAUACUGUCCAAACUAUUAUUCAUUUGGCUGAUAUCUUGGAAAGGGCUGACUUUAUUCUCUUCUGGCAGCGAGUUGAUAAGAAUCGUGAAUUGUUCAAACACAUUACUGGAUUUUAUGAUUCCAUUAGGAAGUUUGUCUGCCAUGUCAUUGGAAUUACAUUCCAGACAAUAGCAAAGGAUCUUCUCAAGAAACUUCUUGGUGAUAUUGAUGAGAACACAUUGGAACAAUACAUGAAGAAGAAUGGUUGGAAGCAUCAAGGCAGUCUCAUUUUCAUUGCUGCCCAAGAGGAAAAAAUCAAGACGAAAAACAUUACCGAAAAAAUCGAUUUCGAAAAUCUUGGCGGUCUCAUGGCUCAAUGCCUUUAAGAUGAAUAAAUAGUUUGUCCUCGUAAUUUUAUUUGUAGAAGCAAAAAUUUAUAUUAAAAAGGGAAACAAAAUUUUUUCUUUGAUUUUGUUCUAUAAUUAAAAGUA
Messenger RNA from Episyrphus balteatus (marmalade hoverfly), 874 nucleotides. It is a transcript of the gene eIF3k, whose product is annotated as eukaryotic translation initiation factor 3 subunit K. The record is from RefSeq and is a predicted model, not a curated record. NCBI's taxonomy places the organism in Eukaryota, Metazoa, Arthropoda, Insecta, Diptera, Syrphidae. Gene Ontology annotation, cellular component: eukaryotic translation initiation factor 3 complex; cytoplasm. The coding region runs from base 104 to 769 and encodes 221 amino acids. The transcript is spliced from 3 exons. Gene Ontology annotation, molecular function: translation initiation factor activity; ribosome binding. Gene Ontology annotation, biological process: regulation of translational initiation.